AGUGUAUUUCCAAAAAAGAAAAGAACAAAAGGGCCCACAGUGCUUUCUCUAUCUCUCAUCCUCAGCUUAAGUCCCACCACCAUAUCCUCACCUUCUCGUGAAGGACACGAUCCGCUACUCUCGCUUCCUUGAAGAAGUUUCUCUCUCAUAAAAUUCCAUGGAAAUGGAAGACCAAUAUGGUAUAUCAGAUCUACGCCAGUUUAUUAGCCGAGCAACAGUUCCUCAAUUCCCAUAUAAUCCACAACCACCAUCACUUCCUUCUUCAUCUGACUUAUUCUCCGCCCAUCACCACCACCAUCGCGUCCUCUCGCCACCUGCUGCCGCAUCGCAACAACAACAGCAACAGCAGCAGCAGUAUGAGAUGGUAGUGAUGGGGCGUAAUAUGUCGGCUGCUGUUGCGGCCGACAUGCUGCAUCAUAAUACAGCAACAGGAUUUCUUCAUCAUCACAAAGAUCCUCAUCCUUAUUCAGACUCUACUACUACUACUGUUACUGUUACUGCUACUGCUACUGCAACCGCUACUAAUUCUGGUGGAUUCGAAGCGGCCGAUGGAGGGGCCGCAAGGUGGCCUAGACAAGAGACUCUUACUCUUCUUGAAAUCAGAUCUAGACUUGAUCAUAAGUUUAAGGAAGCUAAUCAAAAAGGCCCUCUUUGGGAUGAAGUUGCUAGGAUAAUGUCUGAAGAACAUGGAUAUCAAAGAAGUGGGAAGAAAUGCAGGGAGAAAUUCGAGAACUUAUACAAAUAUUACAAGAAAACAAAGGAAGGAAAAGCAGGAAGACAAGAUGGAAAACACUACAGAUUUUUCAGACAACUUGAAGCACUCUAUGGAGAUCAACAUAAUACACACCAUAUUCAUCAUCCUACAACUUCAGAUAACACCCACCACAUUGCUGGAAAUGUCCCUCACUUUCACAACAAUCAAAAUAUCAUCCCAUCAAAUUUAGGGAACACUGAUAACCACCCUAUACUCCGGCCUACAAGUGUAAGCCUCUCGAACUCAUCGGAGUAUGAAACCUCAUCAUCAGACAACGAUGUUGGUGGCUCAAUCGAGAGCGAGGAGUGGAAGAAGAAGAAGAAGAAAGGGAAGCGAAGUUGGAAGGCGAAAGUAAAGGAGUUCAUAGACUAUCAAAUGAGGAAGAUAAUGGAUAAACAAGAAGCUUGGCUUGAGAAGAUGAUGAAGACAUUGGAUAGUAGAGAAAGAGAAAGGAUGGAAAGAGAGGAAGAAUGGAGGAAACAAGAAGGUGAAAGGAUAGAAAGAGAACAUAAGUUUUGGGCUAGUGAACGAGCUUGGAUUGAGGCUCGUGAUUCAGCCUUGAUGACGGCCUUAGAGAAGAUGACUAACAGUAGGGACAAAGAGGCAAGCAUUGUUGUUGGUCGUGAUCGAGAUCGUGAUCAUUAUCAUGGUCGUGUAGGGAUCAUUGCUAAUGAUCAAUGGCUCGAAACCGAGGUCACAAGGCUAAUACAACUAAGGACUAGCAUGGAAUCAAGAUUUCAACAAUGUGGGUUUUCAGAGGAAGUAUUAUGGGAAGAUAUUGCAGCAAAAAUGGCUUAUUUGGGGUAUGAUAGGAGUGCAAUUGUGUGCAAAGAAAAAUGGGAUAGUAUUAACAACAUUAUUAAGGAUGAAGGUAACAAGAAGAGAAAGGAGAAUUAUGGAGAGGUUAGUAAUCAUCAUAAUUUUCAUAAUCAUAAUCAUAAUCAUAAUGAAGGUGGUGGAUUAUAUAUUAAUCAAAUGGGAGGUCAUACUCAUACUCAUGGUUUUAGUAAUAAUUGUGAGAUUAAUGAACCAAGGCUCCAACUAAACGAGGAAUCAUCAUCGCCAUCUUCUCAUAAUUCAAAUGCUAAUGUUAAUGUUAAUGUUAAUGUUAGUGUUAAUGGUAGUGUUGCUGGUGGUGGAAGUUCAAGUGUGAUCAAUGAUAACUGCUUAAGGUUUUUUCUCGGCGGCGGCGACGCCGAGCAGACCGGCCUAAGUUGGGAUACUAAUUAUGGGAUGAAGCUCAACAAGGGUGGAGAUUAGCUUAGCUAGUGUGCUUAAUUUUAUGUUAAUUGAGUGAUUAGUUUGGAAGUUUUUUUUUUUUUUUUUUUUGAAAUUUUCUAAUUUGAUUUGUAGGGAGGUUGAGAGUGGUAGCUAGAGAAGACAUGGGGAUUUGGGCCAGCUAGUUGAGUGGCAAGCUAAGUUCUAUUGAAAGGAGGACAACAUCAUAUCAUCAGUACGUUUUGGGUAUGCAAGUAAUUAGUCUAACUUUUAUCAUUAAUUAGUGUAAAUUAUUUGAAUAUUAGUUGUUUAUUUUAUAAUGUGUUUAAUGAUUAUUUUGAAGUCAUCAUUUUUAGUAGGAAAUUAUUGGUUUUUUUUA
Beta vulgaris subsp. vulgaris (sugar beet) is the source of this 2351-nucleotide messenger RNA. RefSeq names its product trihelix transcription factor PTL. NCBI's taxonomy places the organism in Eukaryota, Viridiplantae, Streptophyta, Magnoliopsida, Caryophyllales, Amaranthaceae. The record is from RefSeq and is a predicted model, not a curated record. The transcript is spliced from 2 exons. Bases 158 to 2014 code for a protein of 618 amino acids.